ACACUGUAAUGUCUUCUGUAAACUAUUGUCAAAAAAAAUAAGAUGGCGGUGCAAUCAUUAAAGCCAUUUCGAGGUGUUUCUUAAGAACCAAAGAGCUUUUUCUUUGUUGAUUUUUAUUUAACGAGUGUUUUUUUAAGUGCCAAAUCUAAUACUUCAUCAACAUGUGGCACGAAGCAAGAAAACAAGAACGUAUGAUACGCGGUAUGAUCGUCGACUAUCGUCGAAGGGCGGAGCGUAGAAAAGAUUUCUAUGAAAAAAUUAAAGCAGAACCGACACAGUUUUUGCAACUGCAUGGGAGACCAUGCAAAAUACAUUUAGAUCCGGCUAUCGCUGCGGCCGGGGAAGGUCCAGCUAUAAUGAUGCCUUGGCAAGGCGAUUCAAGCAACAUGAUAGAUCGUUUUGAUGUACGUGCACAUCUCGACUUCAUACCUGAGGUGAAAAACCCUGACAUACCACCUGAAGAGCUUAGUCCUGAGGAGAGGCAGUGUAACUAUGAGAGAUACAGAAUUCUGGCUCAAAAUGUCUUCCUUGGAAUAAGUGAAGAUAAAUUUCUUCAACAAUUAGCAAUAGAAGAACAGUUUGGUGUGACAAUUGAAGAAAAGGAAUUACAAAAAGAGAAGUUACAUGAAAAGAAAAGUGGUGGUGCAGCUAUAGGAUACAAUUAUAAUGACCCAGGAUCACAACCUUCCUGCUCAACUGGCCCUGAGGUAAAAAAAGCGGAUAAUAAAGACUCUGACGACGAAUCGGAUUUAGAAAUCAUUGAUGUUGACCUGAGCAUUGAUGUGAACAAGAUGGAAGCAUCACAGGCGCACGAGUUGAAUGCAGUGGGACCACAGUUUGGAAUGGCCGGUUGCGAUCUAUUUUCAUUUUUGACUGGUGACGCCGAUGAUGCCGAACAUCAAAAACAACUGUUACGGGAAGAAAAGGAAAAGGCGAUGUUUUCUGGCAGAAAAAGUCGAAGAGAACGCCGCGCUCAUAGGGACAAGAAGCUGGCGUCGCGCGUGAUGAGCCCGCCGCACUACGCCGCGCCGCGCUCGCCGCGCGCGCGCCCCGCCCGCGCCGCCAGCGCCGCGCGCAGCCGCAGCGCCUCGCCCGACGCGCCCGACGCGCCCGACCCCGCGCCGCGCAUACAGUUCAUCACCUCCUUCGGCGGCGACGACGAUGAGGUCAAACCACCACCGCAACCGAAACAGCUAUAUUCUGAUAAAUUAAAACACAAUCUGAAAAAAGUGGACCUGUAUUCGGAAAUAGCUCGAAAGCAGCUUGUCAGGUCACCAAAAGUAACAACGAAAUUGACGCGUCCCAUGGGGCCACACAGACCGGGUUCUCGACCCAAAUCGUAUUCUAAAUCAAGAUCAAGGUCACUUUCUCGGUCGCGGUCAAGGUCAAAAUCGCGUUCAAAGUGUAAAUUGAGGUCACGUUCACCAUCGCGGAGGAAAUCAGUUUCCAAAUCCCGCUCCUAUUCGAAAUCACGGUCGUCUUCGAGGUCCCGAUCAAGGUCGUACAGCCCUUAUAGAAGGUCACGGUCAAGGUCGCGAUCACGACACCGCCCGUAUAGAAGACGAUCAAGGAGUCCCGUAAAUCACGGCAGCAGUUAUGGGAAACGUAACAAAUCGAGGUCGAUAUCUUAUGAUAGUAAUGAUAGAGGCGUGUCCAGCAAACCGGCCCCGCGGUACUACGGACGGCGCAAGGAAGACAAGUCCUCUAGCGAGCUGUCGCUAGAUUCGGAUUCCAGUGACUCGCCUGACGAAGGAAAAAACAAAUCGGCGGUUGGCAAUAAACUCAAUUCAAACCAGAGUCAGUUACGAUCUGGAACCGGCUCCAAAGGUGCUUCGCGUGAAACACUGUCGCUGAAGGAAAAAUUGAGACGGAAAAUGCAGGCACAGUUAUCAAGGCAACUGCGCGCCGACAAGCGCGCCGAGGCGGAGCGGCUCGAGCGCGAGAGCCGGCGCCAGGCGCGCCGCGACGAGGAGAUGCGCGAGCUCGCCAUCAAGCUGCGCCGCAAGCAGCGUGAAAUGCGACAUCAGCAAAACAGAAGAUCCAGUGAAGACGAUUCUGACGGUAGUCAUAGUAGAUCUUCGUCGAAGGAGUCAGAUCCACAAGAGAAAAAAGAAAAGAGUCGAUCAAAAAGCCGCACGCCUCCGGAAAAGAAACCACCGGUUUGGGCGAAUAACAGAGAGAUUGUACCCCACAGGCCAAAACCGGAGACAAGCGAUGCUUACCAAAAACGACCACGGAACUCUGACAACUCAGAAUAUUACGACAGAGAAGAACGGCCGCAGGGUUACGGCAGGUAUGAUAAAUACCAGAAUAGGGAUUACGGUCAGCGAUAUUACGAUCAUAAUAGAUAUGAAAAUUAUCAUUAUGAUGAUAGAUGGGAGCAGGACGGUUAUAACCGCAGGCCUUACGAGCGAGGUUACAGACCCGGCCCUAGGCAGGGCAUGGAAUACGGUGACGGACAUUCCAGAUGGCCAAACCUUACUGUAGACAACCGCGAGACCAACCCGCGGUCUAAAAACAAAGUGAAGCUUGUGGAUUACUAGCAUACAUAUUAGUUAUCAUAAUAGGGCAAGCUAUUGUGAAGAGACCUGUUACACAUAUCUGCCAUUUGCGGGGUGUCCAUUGGAGUGUUCGUUUUAUUUUUUUAUUUUUAUUAAUUUUAUGGAGUAGGCAGUUGCAACACAGAUAUUAGUAUGUGUAUAGUAUUAAACUAUAAAUGAAAUGUAUGCGGCAACUAUAUAAUUAGAGCUAUUUAUUCCUAUUUAUAUCCAAUUUAGAGGUUUUGUAAGAUCAAGGCCUUUUAUUUGUAUAUUGUAGAGUCUAUGUGUAGCAUUGUAAUGUACAGAAAGAUAUAGGAAACCCACAGAUUUGAAAUUAAUUGAAUUUAUAUAUUAUAAUAUUAUUAUUGAAUUGCCUACUCUGUACUAUAUAAGUUAUUGAAAAUAAAUCCACAUGAAAUAGUCGAUAUCGACAGAAAUACCGGACUAUUUUCGGUUUGUAUAUGAUGAUCCUUCCCAUAAUCAAAGUUCUAAUAAAAGUACAAAAUUGCGUUGGUUUAAUAAAAUCCUUUAGUAGGUAAGAGUAAUCCCUUACCUACUAAAGGAUUUUAUCAUAACUCGAUCCUAAUCGCUGACUGCGGGUUGAUGGUAAUAAUUAACCAAUCAUAAAAGUCGAAAAUAACUUGCUUGUGAGCAUUUCAUAAAAACUUUGUUCUGAUUGGUUCAUUAUCUGAAAUUAGAAGUUAUGAUCCUUUUUUGAAAUUUACCGUUAGAUAAUCCAGAUAGCUUCUAGAAGAAAAAUCUAUUGUGUCAAACUGGAACAAAUUUGUAAUUAUUUACACAAUAUUUUGUUUUCCAUGUCGUGUAAGUGUUUAAGGAAUGUAAUAAAUGGUUUUUAUCAUUA
This is a messenger RNA of Manduca sexta (tobacco hornworm), 3402 nucleotides long. RefSeq names its product CLK4-associating serine/arginine rich protein. Lineage: Eukaryota; Metazoa; Arthropoda; Insecta; Lepidoptera; Sphingidae. The transcript is spliced from 16 exons. The record is from RefSeq and is a predicted model, not a curated record. The coding region runs from base 162 to 2543 and encodes 793 amino acids.